CCCCGUCUCGGUGGCUCCUUGCUCCUUCCUUGGGAGCGUGCGUUUACGGCGAUUGCUCCUGCCCGCGUUUACCCACGUACCGUGGGCUCGUGCGUGUAGAGUCGGACUCGUGCACACGCGUGUCUCUGGACAGAUACGGUGCCGAGAGGCCAGGAGGGAAGUGGGCACCGGGGAGGUUCGACGUUUCUUUCCGGUCAGGGGGCCCAGGGGCAGCCAAGCGCGGGCCACUGAGGAAGAGGGGACAGCCCCAGCUUCCAGCUGUCGUCGCCGCCGCAGUCACAAUUUGAAGAGGGGUAUUUAAAGAGCGGAACCGGGCCGGGCCCUGGGAGGAGGAAGAGGGAGUAAAAGCAAGACGGGCUGCUGGAAUCGCAGACAGCCCAGGGAGAACUAAGAUUCCAGAUGGCAAAUUCUAUGAAUGGCAGAAACCCUGGAGGCCGAGGAGGAAACCCCAGAAAACCACGCAUUUUGGGUAUUAUUGAUGCUAUUCAAGAUGCAGUUGGACCCCCUAAGCAAGCAGCAGCGGAUCGCAGAACUGUGGAGAAAACUUGGAAACUCAUGGACAAAGUGGUCAGACUGUGUCAAAAUCCCAAACUUCAAUUGAAAAACAGCCCACCAUAUAUACUUGAUAUUUUACCUGAUACCUAUCAGCAUUUGCGACUUAUACUGAGUAAAUAUGACGACAACCAGAAACUUGCCCAGCUCAGUGAGAAUGAGUACUUUAAAAUCUACAUUGAUAGUCUAAUGAAAAAGUCAAAACGGGCCAUAAGACUCUUUAAAGAAGGCAAGGAAAGGAUGUAUGAAGAGCAGUCGCAGGACAGGCGAAAUCUCACAAAACUGUCCCUUAUCUUCAGUCACAUGCUGGCAGAAAUCAAAGCAAUCUUUCCCAACGGGCAGUUUCAGGGAGAUAACUUUCGUAUUACGAAAGCAGAUGCUGCUGAAUUCUGGAGGAAGUUUUUUGGAGACAAAACUAUCGUGCCAUGGAAAGUAUUUAGACAGUGCCUUCAUGAGGUCCAUCAAAUUAGCUCUGGCCUGGAAGCAAUGGCUCUAAAAUCAACAAUUGACUUAACUUGUAAUGAUUAUAUUUCAGUUUUUGAAUUUGAUAUUUUUACCAGGCUAUUUCAGCCUUGGAGCUCUAUUUUGCGGAAUUGGAACUUCUUAGCCGUAACACAUCCAGGUUACAUGGCCUUUCUCACCUAUGAUGAAGUGAAAGCACGACUGCAGAAAUACAGCACCAAGCCGGGCAGCUACAUUUUCCGGUUAAGCUGCACCAGAUUGGGACAAUGGGCCAUCGGCUAUGUGACAGGGGAUGGCAAUAUCUUACAGACCAUACCUCAUAACAAGCCCUUAUUUCAAGCCCUGAUUGAUGGCAGCAGGGAAGGAUUCUACCUUUAUCCUGAUGGGAGAAGUUAUAAUCCUGAUUUAACUGGAUUAUGUGAACCUACACCACAUGACCAUAUAAAAGUUACACAGGAACAAUAUGAAUUAUAUUGUGAAAUGGGCUCCACUUUUCAGCUCUGUAAAAUUUGUGCUGAGAACGACAAAGAUGUCAAGAUUGAGCCAUGUGGCCAUUUGAUGUGCACCUCUUGUCUUACAGCAUGGCAGGAGUCAGAUGGCCAGGGCUGCCCCUUCUGUCGCUGUGAAAUAAAAGGAACAGAGCCCAUAAUUGUGGACCCGUUUGAUCCAAGAGAUGAAGGAUCCAGGUGCUGCAGCAUCAUUGACUCCUUUGGAAUGCCCAUGCUGGACUUGGAUGAGGAUGACGACCGGGAGGAGUCCUUGAUGAUGAAUCGGUUGGCAAAUGUCCGAAAGUGCACUGACAGGCAGAAUUCACCAGUCACCUCACCAGGGUCAUCUCCCCUUGCACAGAGAAGAAAGCCACAAGCGGACCCUCUCCAGAUCCCACAUCUGAGCCUGCCUCCUGUGCCUCCUCGCCUGGACCUGAUUCAGAAAGGCAUAGUUCGCUCUCCGUGCGGCAGCCCCACUGGCUCACCAAAGUCUUCUCCUUGCAUGGUGAGAAAACAAGAUAAACCGCUCCCAGCACCUCCUCCUCCCUUAAGAGAUCCUCCGCCCCCUCCACCUGAGCGACCACCCCCAAUCCCACCGGACAAUAGACUGAGUCGUCACUUGCACACCGUGGAGAGUGUGCCUUCCAGAGACCAGCCAAUGCCUCUUGAAGCCUGGUGUCCUCGGGAUAUAUUUGGGACUAAUCAAUCAGUGGGAUGUCGACUGCUAGGGGACGGCUCUCCUAAGCCUGGAAUCACAGCGAGUUCAAAUGUAAAUGGCAGGCACAGUAGGAUGGGCUCAGACCCAGUGCUAAUGAGGAAACACAGACGUGAGGAUUUGCCUUUAGAAGGAGCCAAGGUCUUUUCCAAUGGUCACCUGGGAAGUGAAGAAUAUGACGUUCCCCCUCGGCUUUCUCCCCCUCCUCCAGCUGCCACCCUUCUCCCUAGCAUCAAGUGUACUGGUCCAUUAGCAAAUUCUCUUUCAGAGAAAACGAGAGACCCAGUAGAGGAAGAUGACGAUGAAUAUAAGAUCCCUUCAUCCCAUCCCGUUCCCCUGAAUUCUCAACCAUCUCAUUGUCAUAAUGUAAAACCUCCUCUUAGGUCUUAUGAUAAUGGCCAUUGUAUAUUGAAUGGAACACAUGGAACAUCUUCAGAGAUGAAGAAAUCAAACAUCCCUGAGUUAGGCAUAUAUUUAAAGGGAGAUGUUUUUGAUUCAGCCUCUGAUCCAGUGCCAUUACCACCUGCCAGGCCUCCAACUCGGGACAAUCCAAAGCAUGGUUCUUCACUCAACAGGACGCCCUCUGAUUAUGAUCUUCUCAUCCCUCCAUUAGGUGAAGAUGCUUUUGAUGCCCUGCCCCCAUCCCUCCCACCUCCCCCACCUCCCGCAAGGCAUAGUCUCAUCGAACACUCAAAACCUCCUGGCUCCAGCAGCCGACCGUCCUCAGGACAGGACCUUUUCCUUCUUCCUUCAGAUCCCUUUUUUGAUCCAGCAAGUGGCCAAGUUCCUUUGCCUCCUGCAAGGAGGUUGCCAGGGGAGAGUGUCAAGUCCAACAGGGCAUCACAGGAGUGUGACCAGCUUCCUUCAUCUGCAGAUGGUUCCCAAGCACCAGCCAGACCUCCCAAACCACGACCCCGCAGGACUGCACCAGAAAUUCACCACAGAAAACCCCAUGGGCCUGAGGCCGCAUUGGAAAAUGUCGAUGCAAAAAUUGCAAAACUGAUGGGAGAGGGUUAUGCGUUUGAAGAGGUGAAGAGAGCCUUAGAGAUAGCCCAGAAUAACGUCGAGGUGGCCCGCAGCAUCCUCCGAGAAUUUGCCUUCCCCCCUCCAGUCUCCCCACGUCUGAAUCUAUAGCAGCCAGGACUGUCGACACCCAGAUGGAAAGUAAGCCGUGCAUAUUCCAGGAGUGGAAAGCAGAGAAGUGUGGGGUCAUUUAAGGAGGAAGGUGUCCCGUCCUCACCUGGCGUUUUGAGAGAGGCUGGAAAGGGCUGCUUCUCAGAAGACGCUGUGUGCUCAGGAGGUCCAUGGCUGCGGCUUCCUUGUUUUUGCUAGCCAUACUUUUAAAUCAGGGUUGAACUGACAAAAAUAAUUUAAAGACGUUUACUUCCCUUGAACUUCAAAUCUGUGAAAUGCUUUUCCUCGUUUACAAGUUGGCGAAGUUGCAGUUUGUUUUUGGUUUGGUUUUGUUGAUCCUUGUACUGUGUUCUUGGCGGACCCUUUGAGAGUGGUCAGGUCUGCCGUAACACUUCCCGCCACUCGCCUGCCGUCCACGUGGCACAGCUCAGUCUCACACUCGCCCUUCACGCCUCCACCCCCACCCGUCUCAUCUCUCCCAGUUACAAGAUGCUUCCAAGGUUCUGAUUUUCAGCGUAUCAAGUUAAUGCAAAAAAAGUGUGUGGCCUUCACUACUGAGUCUUUUUUUGGAAACCAUUGUUGAGAGAUGGGGAAAAUCUGAAUGUAUAAAACAUUUUAUUUUUCUCAGUGACCUGCCUUUUAUAAGGUGUUUUCAUAUCAUACAGAGGAGCUUCCCUUUGUAGUGUAAGUUCUGGGAUCUGUCAUCUUCCACACUCUCAUCUUUGUCACCCGAGAGUGUCACGACUGUAAACAUCUGAACAGUCAGAAAGCAGCCACUGCGGAUGCGGGGGAACUGCACUGCACGUUACGGUGGGUGCUGUGUGGAGGUUCCGUGACGGGUCCCUGGUACAUGUGCCCACGUUACUCUGAGGCAUGCUGAAUAGGGGGGCUGUCUCCAUGGAAAAUAGUAAUGAUUUUCAGAUAAAACUGUGGUCAUACCUCUCCCAAGUAGAACAGAGUUCAUUUCCUAUUUGAGUGAUUACACUCUGGUACGUACCAGAGUUAGGAACCAGGUCAUUCUGCAGUGGAAACAUUAAACGUUGAUGCACUGUUAAGUGCUAAUGCUACUGUGGCAAUGUUUGUUUUUUGUUUUUUGUUUUUCAAAAUCCUUGGUAGUUUUCUCUCUGCAAUCAAAUUACAGUUCAUAUUUAAUUUGUAGAUUCAUUCAUUGCUUCACAUAGCUCCAUCCAGUCAGGUGAAAGAAAUCUUAUAACGUUGCCUUAUUUGGAAAAUGGAGGUUGGUUCUUCAGAAACCAUGUUAAUACUUUUAAUAACUACAAAUAUUUAUCGUGCAUCUAUGAUGUGCUUGGCACUGUUUUCAAAGCACAAACAGGCUGAUUUUAGUAUAAUGAUUUGUUUUAUCUGUGUUUUUAAUGGUAAAAGUCUCUGAUGGAGAAAGUCUGGAAUGUUUCCACCGAAGCUUCAGAAUUUUCAGGCAACCUGCUUCUAUCUUCUUGCCUAAUGAGAAGAUAGUGGAGAAAUAAGACAAAACCAGGUCUGUGCAAACCAGCAGAACCCUCGGAAGGUGUUCUAGGUGCCACCUGACCGCAGGACUGUGCAUGUCUCUCCGGGCCUUAGAUUCACACACCAUGUGACAUAGAAAGGCACAUGUGAUGCUGAACCUCCCUUCAGGACUUGAAAGGGUGUGGCCAGUCAUCUGGCAGAUCCCAUAGGCAGUGAUGCUGUUUGAGACUCGUGUAGUCCCAAGUUGACCUGGGAGGGGAACUCAUGCAUUCCUUUGCAAAGUAACGCCUGCCCUGGCCUGACCGUUUCGCUAUCAUGAUAGGAGGUACUUGAGGAGUCACAGGCCUGGAUAGUUUGUGCUCGUGUCUUAAUUUCUUCAGAUGAUGCUGAGCUGAUUAAGGUCCCUGGAAGGGAAUUUUUAACUUGCCUUAGCUGUUCUUCCUGUGAUUAGGUAUAUGACUGCAGUUUUUUUACACUUUUAAAAAUUAUAUUGGACAAUUCUGCAUUGUUUUGUGAACUCCAUGUUAUGUCAUUAUGGUUUUCAGUUGUUUGAUCAGUUUCUGAUGUCACAUUGGAAUAGCACUGUAUAUUUUGGCUUGCUUAUGACUUGCUGAUUGUAGGUGCAGUCUAAAAUCUGAAGGUUUCGGCUUCAUUGUGAUGACAUUGUUAUGACAGACUUAGUAGAUUUGGGAAGGAUGCACAAUACACAUGUUAGAACAGUACCUUCUUCUUACUCAAACAAUUGCAGAAUAAUCUGUGAAAAUUUCAAGUGAAAAUUAGGGGAAAAAGAAGGGACUGCUGGUAAUAAUAUUAAAUUUAGACCUGAAAAAAAUUUUAAAUCUGUUUUGCAAAGAAAACUUACUAGCCUCCACCAAAAUCUCCAGAUCUUGUAUGCAACAGCAACCAUUGGUUUCAUCUUUAAAAAGAAUGGAUGAAAACUUCUACAGUAUAGAACAGAAAAAGGGAAAAUAUAUCAGACACUGUCAUGAAAAGCCCACUGCUACCUAUUACCUGUGACUUAUCAAACUCCGAGAAAAAUGUUGGAGAAAAUAAUUAAAUGCAAAUAUUUGUAUUUAUAAAAAUGACUGCUCACUAAUGGUUGGUAAUGAUCCCAACUUGGUUUCACUGUGAUCCAAAAAAGUUAGAUAUUCCUCCCAUUUCUCAAGACCUGAUAAUAAGUUUUUUUAGCCUCUAUGCUAUUUUUAGCCCUAAUAAUUAACACAACAUUAGCUCUCCUUUUCCCAAUGUGUCCUGGGAGUAAAAUAAUUUAUCCUCAAUGAUAGUCAAGUAAGUUAUUCUCCAUAAAUUUAUUUCUUCUAAGUGUCUGUAAUAACCAUGGCCAAAUUUUUUUGAAUUGAAUCAGAGCAGUGCUUGUGGUUAACUUGAACUACCUUCCACAAAGAUGACCUUUAAGCCCUUCUGUAACCACUUCUCCUUUUGCUCACAUUGCAAAUAGUCUUAAUAGACCCCGACUGCAACUUCAAAGGGCCCAUCUGUAAACAUUUCACACAAGAACACUUGCAAAGAUUUCUUUAUAAUGUGAAUUUUUUCUUCUUUUAGUCCCAGAAGUAUUUCCUACAGUUUGGACAUUGUUUCCUCUCGGAUUUUCAACUUGAAGCUUUAAUUUGCACUGAAUUAUCUAACCUGGUUAAAAUUUUAAUUUUUUCUCUUAAGCUGACAGAUUUGGAAGCAAAUUACAGUAUGUGUUCAACAAUACAGGUACUGCCUGUUAACUUGGAGUUUUAGUGCUUCUAGGAAACGUUUCCAGAAAAAGACAGCAAUAGAGUGAAUGGUUUUCUUCCUAAUUACUGUUUUAUUUUUUAAAUGCCUUUUUAAAAUUUGUCUAAUGUGACAAAAUAGUUAUGUGUUCAAUUAAUUUAUAUUUUAUCCUUUUUUCAAUUCUGGUUAUGUAAACUCAAGUACUUUAUCUGUUCUUUUAAGGUA
Messenger RNA from Artibeus jamaicensis (Jamaican fruit-eating bat), 6759 nucleotides. It is a transcript of the gene CBLB, whose product is annotated as Cbl proto-oncogene B. The transcript is spliced from 19 exons. NCBI's taxonomy places the organism in Eukaryota, Metazoa, Chordata, Mammalia, Chiroptera, Phyllostomidae. Gene Ontology annotation, molecular function: SH3 domain binding; phosphotyrosine residue binding; ubiquitin protein ligase activity. The record is from RefSeq and is a predicted model, not a curated record. Gene Ontology annotation, biological process: cell surface receptor signaling pathway; negative regulation of epidermal growth factor-activated receptor activity. The coding region runs from base 400 to 3351 and encodes 983 amino acids. Gene Ontology annotation, cellular component: plasma membrane; membrane raft.